GGGCCAUCCGCAGGCCCUGACACGAAUCGAACGGAGAACAGAAGCGAGACGCUAUUAGGAGUCGUCUGUUUACUUGCGUUGAGUAAAUAGAAAGCAGCCAAUUAUCGUAUUUACGCUCGCAAUUGUCAUUACUAUCCGUGAGCGAAGGUCGUCGACAAUCGCGGAUUUUAUGGAGUAAAGAGCUCUCGGCGAAUUCGACCGCACCUUCAUCGGCGCGGAAUAAUCUUCGCCGUUGAAUAUGCGAUGCAAUAUCGAUUGGCCUUUAUCUUGGGAGAUAAAAUUUUUGUUAUCGCAUAAAUGCAUGCAGCAGGAAUAGGCAACGACUGCGAAGAUCCAUAUCCUAGCCUGUCGGAUUAUCACGAUUAUGAACCAAAUCUGGAAUUUGACGAUACAGAAUUGCAAACCACUUCAAAUAAUGCGGCGCGACUGGGAAAAUUGGAUUUGGUGAGCGGCAGCAUGGGUGCCGGGAUGGAUUAUUUGGAAAGCCCAGUGAGUGACGGCACGAUCGAGGAGAACUUUGAGGAAGCUUUGGUAGAUGCUCCAGUUAUCGAAUCUGCAGACGAUCUAGCUGCUUUAGACGGAGAAGAGCUGGCUGACGAGGAGGAUUAUCUCGACAUAUCCAGGCACGGUAUCGUAGAGGUGGUCGGCGACGAUAGCGCCGGUCGUAAAAUUAUUGUCGUGUCAGCUUGCAAAUUGCCUCCCAUUGGGAAAGAGACCUUUAAUCACGCUAAGCUCCUCAGGUAUCUUACGCAUACUUUGGACAUGUUCGUGGAACAAGAUUAUAGUCUCGUCUACUUUCAUUAUGGCCUUACGUCGAAAAAUAAGCCACCCUUAUCUUGGUUGUGGCAAGCGUAUAAAGCGUUUGAUAGAAAAUACAAGAAGAAUCUCAAAGCCCUUUACCUAGUACAUCCGACUAAUUUCAUCAGGAUUGUGUGGCAAAUAUUCAAACCGGCUAUUAGUGUAAAAUUCGGACGGAAAAUGAUGUAUGUUAAUUAUCUGGAGGAAUUAGCACAAUAUGUUAACUUGGAUCAACUAAUUAUUCCACCUCAAGUGAUAGAACACAAUGAACAACUGCUGAUGAAGAAUAAGAAAAAUUUACCGGCGAGUCCGCCACAAAGCGCAGUAGUUACGCCAGUUGGCACGACUCAGUUCGGUGCUAGUCUGCAAUUCAUAAAAGAAAAUAAUAACGGUGAUCCAAUACCACCGAUUCUAAGGCAGUGUGUAGAAUUUCUCGAUACACCUGACGCUUUAGAGACCGAAGGGAUAUUCAGAAGAUCGGCUAACGUGGCGGUAAUCAAAGAACUUCAGAAUCGCCUCAAUCAAGGUUUGCCCAUCGAUUUCCAAGGGGAUCCGCAUAUCGCCGCGGUUUUACUCAAGACCUUUCUCCGUGAACUAGACGAGCCUCUUAUGACCUACGACUUAUACGAGGAAAUCACGCAAUUCCAAACAUUAUCGAAAGACGAACGUCCGCGUAAAGUCAAGAUAUUAAUAUUGGAGAAACUCCCUGAGGACAACUAUCAAGUUCUUAAAUACAUCGUACAGUUUUUAUCGAGGGUAAUGGACCGAUGCGAUCUGAAUAAGAUGACUUCUAGUAAUCUCGCGGUCGUAUUUGGACCAAAUCUAGUUAGAGCACCGCCAGCACGUGGAAUGUCCCUCUCGGCGAUAGGACCCAUCAAUCAAUUCAUAGACUUUUUAUUCACCUAUCAGGAUAAGAUAUUUAUUAUUUAAGAGCGGCAACACCGAAAGCCUAAUUGUGUAACAUUCAACUAUCACACGUCCACACAUUUUCAUUUAUCUAAAUAUUUUUAUAUUUCUACGUGAUAGAGAAAGAGAGAAGGAUAUAGAAGGAAACACUCAAUUGUUCGUUUACACGUGACUUUGCACAAGAUUUUUUAAUAUGAGUAGGUAUAAUAAUUUUCGGACGAAAGAGCAAAAAACGUUCGAACUGAUGCUGGCCGUGCGAUGAUUGAACGCCAGCUCCGAGAAGACAACGUGUCCGUAUAUUUAGAGAGAAAUUACGACCAAAUACCAAA
This is a messenger RNA of Wasmannia auropunctata (little fire ant), 2033 nucleotides long. It is a transcript of the gene RhoGAP68F, whose product is annotated as rho GTPase-activating protein 1-like. Gene Ontology annotation, cellular component: cytoplasm. Bases 298 to 1728 code for a protein of 476 amino acids. The record is from RefSeq and is a predicted model, not a curated record. Lineage: Eukaryota; Metazoa; Arthropoda; Insecta; Hymenoptera; Formicidae. The transcript has 10 exons. Gene Ontology annotation, molecular function: GTPase activator activity. Gene Ontology annotation, biological process: negative regulation of endocytic recycling; small GTPase-mediated signal transduction.